This is a messenger RNA of Thalassophryne amazonica, 2249 nucleotides long. It is a transcript of the gene lrit3a, whose product is annotated as info leucine-rich repeat, immunoglobulin-like and transmembrane domains 3a. The record is from RefSeq and is a predicted model, not a curated record. Gene Ontology annotation, molecular function: protein binding. Lineage: Eukaryota; Metazoa; Chordata; Actinopteri; Batrachoidiformes; Batrachoididae.
CAAACGCAGGAAAUCCUCCACUAAUCUCUCACCCCCGCCCCCACUGCAAGUAACCUGUAUUGUAAUUAGAUCCUCAGUCUGUGUGCACGGUGGCCUAUAAUGGACUAUUAAAGCUCUUUCCUUUUUGUUUUUUUUUUCAGUGUUGGUGACAUUUUCAUUCUUCAUCCCAUCAACGACUCUGGAGAUCUUGUCUCCUCAUUUGUCCUGGAUGUGAGAAUUUUGGGUUCCGUUGAUCAAAUCAUGCUACGGCUUCUCCGCUUGCAGGUGUUCCUGUGCUGCCUCAACAUGGCUCAUCCUUUCUGUCCAUCGCAGUGCACCUGCGUCUUCCAUGGGCGCAGCGAUGGAACGAGAACAAGAUCUGUCCUAUGCAAUGACCCUGAUAUGUCGGAUGUUCCCAUCAACGUGCCCGUGGACACGGUGAAACUUCGUAUAGAAAAAACCGGUGUACGGAAAAUUCCAACUGAAGCCUUUUACUACCUGGUGGAACUACAAUACCUAUGGAUUACUUACAAUUCCAUAACCUCAGUGGAUACUGGGAGUUUUUACAACCUCAAAGUGCUUCAUGAACUGAGGCUGGAUGGUAAUAUGAUCUCCGUGUUCCCUUGGGAGUCUCUAAAAGAGAUGCCCAGACUGAGAACAUUGGACUUACACAACAACAGACUGACUAGUGUUUCCACUGAAGCAAUUCCCUUCCUCUGCAACAUAACCUACCUGGAUCUAUCAAGCAACAAGUUGAUCACCCUGCCAUCUAUCCUCAUGGAUAUCUGGCCACCAUUCAACAAAGCACCAGUGUUGUCUAAUGUUACCCAGAAAAUUGUCUUAGGCCUUCAGGAUAAUCCCUGGUUCUGCGAUUGUAAAAUAUCCAAGCUGAUUGAAAUCUCCAGAAUGGCAGACACGCCAGUGAUUUUGAUGGACCUAUUCCUAACUUGCAGUGGGCCGGAGAACCUGGCUGGUGUCCUUUUUCAGCAAGCUGAACUAGAAAAUUGUGUCAAGCCAAAAGUUAUGACGUCUGCAACCAAGAUCACAUCUCCUUUGGGUAGUAAUGUUCUACUGCGAUGUGACGCCACAGGUUAUCCAACCCCGGCGCUCAUGUGGACUAAGUCAGGUGGCUCACCUGUCAACAGUACAGUCCAAGAGUCUCCAGAAGAUGGUGUGAGGUGGUCCAUCAUGAGUUUGCUUGGGAUAUUGUACAAAGAUGCCGGGAACUACAGCUGCAAAGCCAAGAAUGACGCGGGCGAUGCAGAAGCCACCAUUUCUCUCUCUGUUGUUGGUACCAUCCCAGGAACUGUCCCGGCCAAAGUCACUCCACUGACACUGAGUGACAGCUCACCCACAACAUCUAUUCCCUCAGUUGACAUUCUUAACUCACCCUCUGUCACAUACACCAUUUUUCCAGGGACUUCAACGUCACUGUUCACUAAUCCAGUGAAGCAGAAAACGAUGACUAGCAACGACCUACAAAAACCCUCAAAGAUCCAAGGACAUAAUGGCAGUGAGCUUGUGGCAGACGAAAAGAGCAAGAACAGCGAUGUGUCAAGGUCUGUCAGAGACCUUAAGAUUGUAGAGGAAACAACUGAUAGUGCUGUGUUGCUGUGGACCACAGGUGGGUUACCAAAUGAUGCUCCACUCACAGUUGUGUACUCACCGUAUGAUGAAGAUGACAUUAAACGGACGGUGGAAACCAAGGCUGGAAGCGGCAAAGUCCUUCUCGAGGGAUUGUUGUCUGGGCUGAGAUAUUCGGUUUGUCUAGUGGCAAAGGGUAGCCCUGCUGGACAAGACCCUUGCAUUGACUUCUACACACUGGAUGCCGUAGAAGAUGGUGAGCAGAACGAUUUUUUCGUCAUCAUAAGCAUUGCCUGUGUGUUGGUUUUGCCUCUCAUUGUGCUGUUGCUCUAUAAGAUUCUCACUCUGUACUGCAAGGGACGGAGUACAGCGUUGAACCAAGAAGACCGAAAGGAGAGCUAUGUCAAGUUCGAAACAAUUUCAAUGAGACACGAAUGCAACUCUCACCCAGCUGAGCUUUGGGGGAGGAGACCGACUCGUGACUCAGAGAGGAUGCUUUUGUGCUCCAGGUCAAGCAUAGACUCUCAGAUGACCUAUAAGAGUGACAGUUCCCGGUCUGAGUACCUCUGCUGAUGCUUGGAGUACACGGUGGAAAACCAAAAGCCAUGGAACUAAAACAAACAUUUAAAUCAGCCUUUUAAACUACAAAACUAUUAAACAAGAAAUCAUUUAUAAAUCUCUAUAAG